Messenger RNA from Apiotrichum porosum, 411 nucleotides. RefSeq lists its product as uncharacterized. Lineage: Eukaryota; Fungi; Basidiomycota; Tremellomycetes; Trichosporonales; Trichosporonaceae. The record is from RefSeq and is a predicted model, not a curated record. The transcript is spliced from 4 exons. The coding region runs from base 1 to 411 and encodes 136 amino acids.
AUGAGAAAGAUAAAUCAGCCAGCCGGCCAGCUCAGUGAUCGCGUUGACAACGCCCUUGCCGAGCUCUCAGCCUGGGAACAGAAGCAUUCGGAGCAACUCCACGCAACAGCCGCCAGUUCCAACCGUAACUCUCUCGCUACCGCCUCCGUGCAACAACGCGCCUCCGUGGCCGCGAUGACUGCGCAAAUUAUCCCCCCGGUCUUCCAGCGCGACCCUGAUGCACCUGUUGAGCAGUGGCAUGAACACCAGGCGCCGCUCCAGAAGGCCCGCUUCGGCCGUGGCCUUGACACCGGCCCAAUCAUCGGUGGCAAGCGCAAGUGCGCCGAAAUGGCUGAUGUCGAGGGACAGGAGGUUUACCGUCAUUUCAAGAUUCCUUCCAAGUCAUUCGUUCUCAGCCACGUCGUCGACUAG